AUGGUUUUCAAAUUUUCCACCAUUGAUCUCUCCAAGGAUGUCGAUGCUUCCGCCCUGCUUUCGCCGCCGACUUCUCCGUCAUCGUCGUCCACUGCUUGCUUUCCACUUGGCAAGGGCUUCACCAGAGCUGUUGCGGCCGCCGGCAGAGCUGCGGGAGGCGCGUUCACUGCCCCUGUCAACGGGAUUUCUAGGUGGAGGUCGAAGAAAUCCUCGGGCGGCAUUAAUCUCCAGCCGCUUGGCCCUCAGAGAAAGUAUCUACAGGGGUUAUGUGCUGAGAAGUUGGAGGAAGAACUCGAGAAGGUGAAGGAUCAGUUAGAUAAAGUGUUGGAAGAACUUCGCUCUGCCCGAACCCAGAAAUCGCAGCAGGUCGGGGACCGAUUCACGGAGACCAACCGGAGCAGAAAGGAGUUGGAGCUGAAAAUGAUUGAGGCCGCUGAAAUGCUGCGGACUUUUAGACAAGAGCGAGAGCUGUUGCAGAUCGGCCUCGAUAACGCACUCCAAAAGGCCGAGGAGGUGAGUAGAAGAAAAGGCAAUUCCUCGAGCACAGAGUACUUCUCCGAGCUCUCCAUGACCGAAAUCAAGGAAGCUUCACAAAACUUCAAGCAGUCCUUGAAGAUCGGAGAAGGCGGUUGGGGAAGCGUGUAUAGAGGUUUCCUUCGACAUACGCCGGUGGCUAUAAAGAUCAUGAAAUUUCCUAGCAUGCAAGGUUUACAGGAAUUUCAACGGGAGGUGAAUGUGUUGAGCAAGCUGAGGCAUCCUAAUCUCAUCACGCUCAUCGGCGCUUGUCCCGAGCCCUGCACUCUUGUUUAUGAAUAUUCUCCAAACGGCAGCCUUGAAGACUGGCUCCGCAACAGCAACAGGGCAAAGCAGCUGCCAUGGCGAGCCCGGAUACGUAUCGCCACGGAGCUCUGCUCCGUCCUGGCCUUCCUCCACUCUUGCAAGCCUCACAGCAUCGUCCACGGGGAUGUCAAACCAGGGAACAUCCUACUGGAUAGGCACCUCGUGAGCAAGCUCAGCGAUUUUGGCAUCUGCAGGCUGCUGCCGUGGGGCGAGCAGUCGAGCAACAACAACACCGUCGUGUACCCAACGGAUCCGAAAGGGACGUUUGGGUACAUGGACCCUGAGUUCCUCGUCACUCGAGAGCUCACCACAAAGUUCGAUGUUUAUUCUUUCGGGAUUAUACUGCUUGAGUUAUUGACGAGGAGGCCCACCUUAGGAAUAGCGAAGGAAGUGCGAAGGGCGGUCAGUGCAGGGACUUUGGAGGAUAUCUUGGAUCCAUUGGCUGGAGAGUGGCCCUAUAUGGUGGCCAAGGAGUUGACUGAUUUGGCUUUGAGGUGCUGCGAGAUGAGCAGAAGGAAUAGGCCGGAUCUCCAGUCAGACGUGUGGACAACACUCCUGAGUUUGUUCACUUUCAAUUUCUGUAAAGAGGAGUUUCUGCCGCUGUUGCCGUACUUGACACACGUCGACUUGGCCGGGAUUGAUCGUAUAAUUACUCUCCCUGAGUUUGGAGUCCCAGCGAUCAUGCCGAGCUUUGAGGGGGCCACAUCUGAACAGGCGACGCCGGAGUCCGAAGACAAGAUUUAUGUUGCUGUCGGGGAGGAUGUGGAAGAGGGCAAAGCGAAGCUUAUUUGGACAGUGAAUCAACCAAGAGGCAACAGCAGGAUCUGUAUCAUUCAUGUUCUAGUUCCUUCAAAGACGAUCACCAUGGUAGAACUUGGAGCCGGAAUGCCUGUGAGCUCGGUCAACGAAAUAGUGUUGAGAGAUCACGAAGAGAAAGAGAGGAUAAAGAUGCAAGAAAUCUUGCAUACCUACCUGCGCUUCUGUGAACAAAUGGGGGUACAGGCAGAGAAAGAGCACGCAAAGUCAGACAGUGUUGAAAAGGGAAUUGUGAAACUCAUACGUUCGCAUAAGAUAAGAAAUCUUGUAAUGGGUGCAGCAGCUGAAAGCCGCUAUUUCAGGGAGAUGACAGAAAUCAAAUCCAGAAAAGCCAAGUUUGUUCACAAAGAAGCGGACAUAUCUUGUCAAAUUAGGUUUAUUUGCAACGGGCUCCUCAUUCACACAAGGGAAGCUUGGGAGUUUCAAGCCGUUGCACCAUCGCCGACGACUCUGACCCCUGGAGGCGGAAAGUGGAAGCUCUCGAAAUCACAAUCCGCCAGGCUGCAGAGGAGUGGCACGGCGAAGUUGAGCAACCCGAUUCAAGACAUUCUGAGAAGAGUGGUCUCUUCAAGAGCCGACCGACGUGUGGUGAUGCCGAUAGCUUCUCCUUCCCCAGAUAGCACUCCUCAUGGGCUGCCUACUGCGGCGAGCAUGCUGGAGAGGCAAGACACUUUCCGAGAACGUGAACCGUUCUCAACGAGUCUUUUCCAUGGUCCGCAGCGGAAUCAGUCGGUCUUCUGUACAGGCCAUUCAUCACUUUCUGACACUCUGGAUAUGAACGAAAACAAUGCGCGAGAAGUGCUUGAGGAAGGAGCAAUGACCGGUGCUGAAGCAGAAGUAGAUGUCGUUGAAGGCGAGCGAAAGGAUACCAGGAAGUUGAAAGAAGAACUUGAGAAGGUGAAGGAUCAGCGAGACAAAGCGAGGGAAGACCUUCGCAUUGCCCAGGAUCAGAAAGCGCAGUUGGAGCUGAAAAUCAUCUCGAUGGAGCAAAUGUUUAAACAAGAGCGGGAGCUGAGGCAGAUCGAACUCGAUAAUGCGCUCCAAAAGGCCGAGGAGGAGAGCAGAAGACAAGGAGAUUCCUCGGGCACCAAGUUCUUCCACGAGUUCUCCAUGACUGAAAUCAAGGAAGCUGUGUGGAACUUCGAGCCGUCCCUAAAGAUCGGAGAAGGCGCUUGCGGGAAUGUGUAUAGAGGUUUCCUUCGAAAUACGCCGGUGGCCAUAAAGAUCAUUAAACUUCAUAGCAUGCAUAGUUCGCAAGAAUUUCAACAGGAGGUGGAUGUGUUGAGCAAGGUGAGGCAUCCUUAUCUUAUCACGCUCAUCGGCGCUUGUCCCGAGCCCUGGACUCUCGUUUACGAAUAUUUUCCAAACGGAAGCCUCCAAGAUUGGCUCCGCAGCCACAACAGAGCGAAACAGCUGUCUUGGCUAAUCGGGAUAAACAUCGCCAUGGAGCUAUGCUCUGUCCUAGCCUUCCUCCACUCCUGCAAGCCCCACAGCAUCGUCCAUGGGGAUGUCAAACCAGGGAACAUCUUACUCGAUGCGAACCUCCGGUGUAAGCUCAGCGAUUUUGGCAUCUGCCGACUUCUGUCUCGCGGUGAGCGGUCGAGCAACAACACCACAGUCCUGUACCCGACUGAAGCGAAAGGGACACCUGCGUACAUGGACCCUGAAUUCUUCGUCACGCAAGAGCUCACAAAAAAGUUCGAUGUUUAUUCUUUCGGGAUUAUAUUGCUGGAGUUAUUAACUAGAAGGUCCGCCCUAGGAAUAGUGAACGAAGUGCAAAAGGCAAUCAAUGCUGGGACUUUGAAGGACAUCUUGGAUCCUUUGGCUGGAGAGUGGCCCCAUUUGGUGGCCGAGGAGUUGACUGAUUUGGCUUUGAGGUGCUGCGAGAUGAGCAGAAGGAAUAGGUCGGAUCUCGGGUCACACGUUUGGACAGUGCUCCAGUCGAUCGGAGCUUCCUGUCGAUAAACCUAGUGGUUUGCGAGGAUCGCUCGAUUUAUGUUUAUAUGCAU
This is a messenger RNA of Rhodamnia argentea, 3665 nucleotides long. Its product is annotated as U-box domain-containing protein 33-like. The transcript has 12 exons. Gene Ontology annotation, molecular function: ATP binding; protein kinase activity. The record is from RefSeq and is a predicted model, not a curated record. Gene Ontology annotation, biological process: protein phosphorylation. Bases 1 to 3621 code for a protein of 1206 amino acids. NCBI's taxonomy places the organism in Eukaryota, Viridiplantae, Streptophyta, Magnoliopsida, Myrtales, Myrtaceae.